Amborella trichopoda is the source of this 1162-nucleotide messenger RNA. RefSeq names its product putative calcium-binding protein CML35. The record is from RefSeq and is a predicted model, not a curated record. NCBI's taxonomy places the organism in Eukaryota, Viridiplantae, Streptophyta, Magnoliopsida, Amborellales, Amborellaceae. Gene Ontology annotation, molecular function: calcium ion binding.
AAGAAAAUGCGGCAAUGGAGAAGCUUCGCGGAAGGUGCAUUCCAAUCCUCCAUUUAAUGCCAUGCCCUCCGCUCCCUCUUUCCAAUCACCUUCCCCUCUAACCCUAACUACCCACCAACCCCUUUCGCCCUCUCUCUGCAAAUCUUGCCGGAAAACUAUAAAUUCCCGCUAGUUCUCCAGCAAUGAAGUUCACAGUCCUGCCCAUUUUCAGGUUGAAAAAAUCCCCCUCCCUCUCUAAAUCCGACCCUCUUUCCUUUGGCUCCAACACCUCUUCUACUUCAUCUUCCUCCUCUGAUUCUUCCACUAGCCUCAAAGAAGCCCCGACACCGAAGAGUGUCCUCCCCCCUAAUACCUUUUCCCCAAAAUCUGGCCGGAAAACCGCUGAAGUUCACCGGAAAACCGCUUCGAAAAGAUACACCGGUUCUGAUAAACGCUCUGACUUGGAGAUUGAAGAAAUAUACGAUACCUGCCGGAUACUCGAGCUCGUCGGAGAUGGAAAGAUCUCGAAGGAAGACGUGGGUCCCGUUUUCAGGGCAUUAGGAGUGGAGCCACCGUCCUAUGAGGAGCUGAGAAACGUGGCAACUGAUGAUGAGGGGAGGAUAAGCUUGGAGGACCUGGCUCGGUUCGGCGCGCCGGCUUCGGCGGAGGAGCCGGUCAGCGAGUUGAUGGAGGCUUUCGGAGUGUUCGAUCGAGACGGGGACGGUCGGAUCUCGGCCGAGGAGCUCCAGGGUGUGCUCUCGGCUCUGGGUGAUGCCGAGUGCACAGUCGGGGACUGCCAUCGGAUGAUCAGGGGAUUCGAUUCGGACGGUGAUGGCUUCGUAUGUUUCCAAGACUUUGCGCGCAUGAUGACCAUGCACCAGACCUCCUCAUGAUCGGCUCCAUACGCAGCUCUUGAGAGAGAUAAAUAAGAAAUUCAGAGGAAAAAUACGAGUGAUCUUUAUAUUUCGUUUUAUUUUGGGGAAAUUAAACUGUACAUGGUGCAAUGUAAUGGGAUGUGAUUUUGCAGUUUUUUUUUGAGAUCUUAGGCAUUUGUCUGGAUAUUGUUCAUCUCUCUCUCUCUAGAAAUUUUCUUUGAUGUUUUCUUUAUUGGGUACUCCCAAUGGGGUUAUUAAUUAAAUAAGUUCUUAAUCAAUCGGAAAGUAGCAUUAUAUGGUUCUAUUUU